Molecule: messenger RNA, 3492 nt
Organism: Phlebotomus papatasi
Lineage: Eukaryota; Metazoa; Arthropoda; Insecta; Diptera; Psychodidae
Product: transcription elongation regulator 1-like
Exons: 8
Coding region: 116-3433 (1105 amino acids)
Cellular component (GO): nucleus
Molecular function (GO): RNA polymerase binding; transcription coregulator activity
Source: RefSeq, a predicted model, not a curated record
CCUUGCAACCUCAGUUGGCUUAUAGAGGUUUUCUAGUGAGGCAGAGUGUUUGCCUUUGAGAAAACAACUUUUUCUCACUUUCUAAGCUUUCCCAAGACUUUAAAAGUUUGUGAAAAUGGAAGUGGAUAGUGCUAAGGAAGCCACAAAGAUGGAAACUGAGGAGCAGCCGGAGCAGAACCAUGAGCACGAAGAGGAAGAAGAUUUCAAUCGAUUUCAAGGGGGUCGUGGCGGAUUCCGGGGACGUCCAUGGGGUCCUCCACCUCGUUUCGGGGGCCGUGGCUAUGGGCCCGGUGGUGGAAUGAUGCGUGGCCGAGGUGGAGGGCAGCCAUUCUACCACCGAGGACGCGGUGUUGGCCCCCCGGGUCGUUUCCAGGGUCCCAACUACGAUCACAACUGGAAUCCCAUGGGGCAACCGCCGUACAUGAAUGGGCCACCAGGAAUGAAUCCUCAUAUGCCCUACGGCGGUCCUCCGGGAAUGCAAGCACCACCGGUGAUGCAGGAACUCUGGGUGGAGACGAAGACAGAGGAAGGCAAGUCCUACUACUAUCAUGCUGUCAGCCGGGAAACCACCUGGACACGCCCUGAAGGGCCACACAUCAAAAUCAUGACACAAACUGAAGUUGAGGCUCUCAAUGCCAAAAGUACUCCCAAUCAGGCAGCUGCUGCUCAGCCGGCGGCUGAGGCACAGCCGGCUGAAGCAGCUGCGCCUCAAACUGCAGAGUCUCAGGCUGACGCUGCAGCUCCGGCCACUGAAACUCCUCAGAAUGGGGCAAAGGCACCUGAAGCGAAGGAAGAGCAGCCACAGAAAAGUCCUGUGGCUGCUCAGGCUCAGGUUCAGGCUCAAGCUCAAGCUCAGGCUCAGGCUCAGGCGCCAGCUGUGGCUGCCGUUCAGCCGCCUCAGCAAAUGAUGCAGCCGCCGUUUAUGAAUGCCCCGCCGCCUCAGUAUAACCAACAACCGCCGUUCGCAAUGCCUCCGCCGGGUUUUCACGGAUUCCCACCGACGCAAUGGGGUGUUCCGCCCAAUAUGCCGUGGGCUCUCCACGAAAACGACAAGAAGGUGGCAGAUAUCGAUCCAGCUCUUCUGGCCAAGGCGGCUGAGUGGACUGAGCACAAGGCUCCCGAUGGUCGGCCCUACUAUUACAAUGCCGCCAAGGCUGAAAGUGUCUGGGAGAAGCCUCAAGCUCUUAGGGAUCUGGAUGCUGCUCGGAUGGCUGCCCAGACCAACUCCAUGCACCAUCAACCGUUGAUGCAGCCGCCGCUGGUGCAGCAUCAGGUGCCGCCUCCCAAUGUGGUGCAGCAGCAGGGAAGCGUAGUGUUUGAUCCUCUGGGAUUUGUGGUAAAGCCACAGCAGGAGGCAGCUGGGAAGAAAGACGAGGAAUCAGCGGAGGCUAAGGCUGAAAAGAAGAGAAAAGCCGAAGCGGAGCGGAAAAAGAAGGAAGAAGAGGAGAAGGCAAAAGCCGCCAAGUUACAGGAUAAAACCAGACCGAUUUCCAGUACUCCGAUCAGCGGGACACCAUGGUGCGUGGUGUGGACUGGCGAUGGAAGGGUCUUCUUCUACAAUCCCUCGACGAGAACAUCUGUCUGGGAACGUCCAGAGGAUCUUCUGGAGCGUGCCGAUGUCGAUAAGGCUGUUUCGACGCCUCCUGAGCAAUUGGUAAAUGUUACUCCAGGUACAACGGCUGCAAAGGCUGAGGAAUCGGAAAAGCAACUGACGGAAUCGCCGAAGAAGAGAUCAGAGUCCGAGACGAGCGAUGACAGUGACGAGACUCCGAAUAAAAAAGCAAAGAUUGACGAAGAAGCGUCCGGCGCUGGAGGAAAAAUCGGUGAGAAGAAGAUUGGUGUGGACAUUGGGAAAGAGGCAGCCAUUGAAGCAGAGGUGAGAGCUUCACGUGAACGUGCCCUCGUGCCACUGGAAACACGUGUCAAGUCAUUCAAGGAGAUGCUCAAGGAGAAAGAUGUUUCAGCUUUUAGUACAUGGGAAAAGGAAUUACACAAAAUUGUCUUUGAUCCCAGAUAUUUGCUGCUUACGUCCAGGGAGCGCAAGCAAGUCUUCGAGAAGUAUGUGAAGGAGCGCGCUGAGGAGGAGCGUCGUGAGAAGAGGAACAAAAUGAGGCAGAAACGCGAAGAUUUCAGGGCUCUCAUGGAGUCUGCCAGUUUGCACGGAAAAUCUUCAUUCACAGAUUUUGUGCAGAGAUUCUCAAAGGAUGACCGUUUCAAGGCCAUUGAGAAAGUACGUGAACGCGAGGGACUAUUUAAUGAAUUCAUUGUGGAUCUGAGAAAACGGGAAAAGGAGGAUAAAAUUCACAAAAAGGAACAGGUGAGAAAGGAUUUUAUUGAGAUGCUCAAGGAUCAUCCCGAAAUUGACAGACACUGUCGAUGGGUGGAUGUAAAGAAGAGAAUUGAGACGGAUUCGAGGUAUCGGGCUGUUGAGAGUGGAGUUAUGAGGGAGGAUUACUUCCACGAGUACUGUCGCAUUGUCAAGGAGGAAAAGAAGCGUGCUAAGGAGAAGGAAAAGGAGAAGGACAGGGAGAGGGACAAGGAGCGCGAGAAGGAGAAAAAGGAAAAGAAAGGUAAGCGUGAUAAGAGCAAGGACCGUGAGAAAAAGCGUCGGGACAGUCACAAGGACAGCAGCGACAGGGGUAGGGAUUCAUCGGUGGACCAGGAAGAAGGAGAACAUCCACCCACGUCGGAUGACGAAACGGACAGGCAGCAGAAGGAGCGUGAGCGUCAGAUCCGGGCAGAGGCGAGUAUCAAGGAGCGCGAGAAGGAGGUACAACGUACUUUGGCGACACAUUUGAGGGAUAGGGACAAGGAGCGGGAACAUCACAAGAGAGAUGAGGCUAUUCGGCACUUUACAGCCCUGCUGGCGGAUUUGGUGAGGAAUGCCGAUCUUACGUGGAAGGAAGUGAAGAAGCAACUGCGGAAGGAUCAUCGAUGGGAACUCGUGGAGCAGUUGGAACGCGAGGAUAGAGAGAGACUUUUCAAUGAUCACAUUAAUAAUCUCACGAAGAAGAAGAGGGACAAGUUCCGGGAGAUGCUUGAUGAGUUAAUUCAACUGGAGUUGACUAGCUCAUGGAAGGAAAUCAAGAAGGUCAUCAAGGAAGAUCCUAGAUACUUGAAGUACAACAGCAGCGAAAGGUGUGAACGAGAAUUCCGGGAGUAUAUCAAGGAUAAGACAGUGGAGGCAAAAUCUGCCUUCCGAGAGUUACUGCAGGAGUGCAAAUUGAUCACUCACAAGAGUUUUGACAUUCUCAAGGAUAAUCCCAAUCACCUGAAGGAGAUUGAGGAUAUACUCAAGAAUGAUAAGAGAUAUCUCGUUCUUGAGCAUAUUGCUCAUGAGAGAACACAAAUGAUUCUACAUUAUCUCGAAGAUCUCUUCAAACGUGGACCUCCUCCGCCACCCACAGCUAGUGAGUCCACGAGGAGGAAGUAAAGUUUUUCUCCAGAAAUUUCGAAGGAUUUUUGCUCUUCAAUAAAUUUUUCUUGAUCCUU